This is a messenger RNA of Coccidioides posadasii C735 delta SOWgp, 2943 nucleotides long. The record is from RefSeq and is a predicted model, not a curated record. Lineage: Eukaryota; Fungi; Ascomycota; Eurotiomycetes; Onygenales; Onygenaceae.
GGCCAGACAGCACCGCUUCACCGAAUCAGUCCUCUUUUAUCUCUGUCGUGCCAUCGUUUGUAUAGACUUUUAUAUAGUUUACGAUUUACCUAAUAACCAUAGACUAGGCUUUUUGUUGCUCUGCUAGUUUUGUUCCGUUCUCUACACUGACUGGUCUUGUUGACCCGUGCCUUUCCCGCGGAGUUAAGAAGACACCAUCUUAUCUUGACAAUCCCAUGAACUCCUGAAGCCGUUACCAAUAUAGCAACAUUAUGUUCAAUCGCAGUAAUUUGCCUUCCGUUCCGAAUCCCUUUUCCAGCGGCUCUUCCGGUGGCGAUGGAGCUCGGCCGCCCCGCGAUCGAUACAACAUGCCUUCCCAGCCAAUGGGCCGGCCAGAUGGCUAUGGCCAAGACCCUCGAACGGGCGGAGGAAGAUAUGGAGGGCCUCCUCCUGGCCGAGCUCCCGGGCCACUCCCAUCAUCGGGCGGAGGAAGAAUGAUGCCACCCAGCAGAGGAGCUGGUGAUCAGGUUUGGACUUUGCGGCCGGCAAAAAGCCCAGACAAUUCUUACACAUAUGGGAACCUAGUAGCCGUUUCCACGCGUGAUAUUCCUCCCUCGAGGGAUGGAUCAGAUGUACUAGUCCUAGUGAACAACUUAUAUGUUUUCUCAGCUCGUCCUCUGGAAGGGUUCCCUCAAGGACACAUUAGCAUGUCUGAUCCACAACGAACAUGGGCUCAAGUGGCAUUAACAGACAUGGUUGAAGUCAAGCUAUACGACGUCUUCAGUCAGGGUAGUCAAGCCUAUCUUGCUUCUAUGGAUAUGGAGGUCGGAUUUGCUGGUAAAAAGCGAACGGAUAUCCCCUAUGAUCAAGACCAGCUUGCCAAUGUUUUCAUCAGGAACUUUGAAAAUCAAAUCCUUGCGCCUGGCCAGAUAGUGCUCAUGGAUGACAGAAGUAUUCCGCUUUUGCUGACCGUUAAAACUGUUCAACUGGGUGAUCUGUCGGAGAAGCCAUCUUCGUCUGCCCCAAUAUCGUCCGAUCCUACGUCAAGGGGCAUACUCACCAGACACACCUUAAUCAACUUUUUUAAGGAUGCAAGAACAGGAAUUAAUUUGAAAGCAUCCAACCGACGACCUGCUGCGAAUUCGAUUAUCCAGCCUGAUUUCAAGUUCGAAAACAUGGGAAUUGGCGGUUUAGAUACGGAAUUUGGCACCAUCUUCCGCAGAGCCUUCGCCUCUCGCAUUUUCCCACCCGGCCUCGUCGAGAAGCUGGGAAUUCAACACGUCAAGGGUAUUUUACUUUACGGCCCCCCUGGAACAGGUAAAACUUUGAUCGCAAGACAGAUUGGGAAAAUGUUGAAUGCAAAGGAACCCAAAGUUAUUAAUGGUCCUGAAAUUUUGAACAAAUACGUCGGUCAAUCCGAAGAGAAUGUUAGGAAACUUUUCGCCGAUGCCGAAAAGGAGUACAGGGAGAAAGGAGAGGAGAGCGGACUUCACAUCAUCAUUUUCGACGAACUGGAUGCUGUUUGCAAACAAAGAGGUAGCGGAGCCGGUGGUGGUACUGGUGUCGGUGAUAGCAUCGUGAACCAGCUUUUAUCUAAACUCGAUGGUGUUGACCAACUGAACAAUAUCCUGUUGAUUGGUAUGACCAAUCGAAUGGAUAUGAUCGACGAUGCCCUUUUGCGUCCCGGUCGAUUGGAAGUCCACAUGGAAAUUUCUCUUCCCGACGAAAAAGGGAGAGUACAGAUCUUAAAGAUUCAUACGAAAAAGAUGCGGGAGGGUAACCUUAUGGAUAGCGAUGUGGACCUAGCUGAGCUGGCUCAGCUGACUAAAAACUUUUCCGGAGCAGAGAUCAGUGGUUUGGUCAAGUCUGCAUCCUCGUUCGCCUUUAAUCGACAUGUCAAAAUCGGUACAAUGGCUGGAAUUAGUGACGAUGUCGUUAAUAUGAAAGUCAAUCGCCAGGAUUUCCAGAAUGCUCUUGAAGAGGUGAAACCUGCCUUUGGUGUGUCGAAAGAAGAGUUUGAAGGUUGUAUCAAUGGCGGCAUUAUCCAUUUCUCCCCGGCUAUCGAUAGCAUUCUGGAAGAAGGAAAACUCUUUGUCAACCAGGUCCGAGACCCCGAGUCGACGACCCAGCUAUUCUCGGUAUUACUUCACGGACCCCCAGGAAGCGGUAAAACCGCACUGGCUGCAAAGAUGGCCAUUGACUCAGACUUCCCGUUCGUUAAGCUUAUCAGCCCGGAGGAUAUGGUGGGCUUCAAUGAGAUGGCGAAGGUUCAACAUAUGAGCAAGGUAUUCAACGAUGCGUAUAAGAGUCCUAUCAGUGUUGUGGUAAUGGAUAAUAUCGAGCGAAUUAUCGACUGGGUCCCCGUCGGACUUCGAUUCAGCAACUCGAUCCUCCAGACGGUCAUGGUUUUGCUAAGGAAACAGCCUCCCAAGGGUCGCCGGCUGCUCAUUCUUGCUACCACCGCUGAACGGUCGGUGCUAAAGCAACUGAAUGUGUUCAACUCCUUUGAUUCUGACAUUGCCGUGCCAAAUGUUAACACAUAUGAAGAGCUGGCAUAUAUUCUGAAGGAAACGGGAUCGUUCUCCCCCCAGGAGGUAGAAGUGGCCUUGUCUGGAAUUCGCGAUAUGACGCAGAGCAGCACUAUCGGAGUUGGGAUUAAGAAAGUCCUCCUUGGCAUCGGAACGGCUAUGCAGGAUACGAACAAGGCCAGGCGUUUUGCUUCGGUUAUUGCUCGGGCAAUGGAUGAACGGGAGAUUGUCUAGGAUCUUUCACUUUAGAUUCUAGGUACUAACUAAUCCGAAAUUUAAGCUUCAAGCCCUGUUUGACAACCUUGCAACUUCUGUUUUGUUUUCCUCCACAUUGUUUUAUGUGGGAUGCUGUUUCACUGUUCAAUGUCAUACACUGAGAGGUAAUCUUAACAACUUUUAGUAGUAGUCACUAACUAACCGAUCUCUGACCACGCAA